Messenger RNA from Colletotrichum karsti, 447 nucleotides. RefSeq lists its product as uncharacterized. Bases 1 to 447 code for a protein of 148 amino acids. The transcript has a single exon. The record is from RefSeq and is a predicted model, not a curated record. NCBI's taxonomy places the organism in Eukaryota, Fungi, Ascomycota, Sordariomycetes, Glomerellales, Glomerellaceae.
AUGUCGAGGAGCAGUACCCAGAUUGCCAUGAUUCAACAGGACGCCAUGAUGAAAGUCUUGACGGCCGUACCACAAGACAUUCGAACAGAUAGGAACAGAAAAUUCACAAACCCUUCUAUCAAACGCAUGAUGAUCUAUUUGAUCUUCCCGCGAUUGAACGCCUCAUACUCUUCCAAGAUUCCCAAGCGAGAUCUGCAUGAUGCACCUGUCAGAUCGUCGUACGAUUCUGACUCUGUCGCAGACUUAGCAGCCCACCGCAUCCUCAUUUCAAGUGCAGUCUCACAUGGAUCAUCCAGCCGCCGGAAUGUCGAGUCGAAGAGCAUCUGGCCGCGGCAGCGCGGCGCCAUCAUCAAAGAAAAGGGCGAUAUCCUGUCUCGCAUCGAGAUUGCCAAACCGAAACAUAUGGACUACGACGAGGAGAAAAUCUGCCAGAUCAACACCAGAUAA